Messenger RNA from Drosophila takahashii, 1049 nucleotides. RefSeq lists its product as uncharacterized. Gene Ontology annotation, cellular component: nucleolus. The record is from RefSeq and is a predicted model, not a curated record. Gene Ontology annotation, biological process: rRNA processing; negative regulation of transcription by RNA polymerase II. Gene Ontology annotation, molecular function: DNA binding. Lineage: Eukaryota; Metazoa; Arthropoda; Insecta; Diptera; Drosophilidae.
GCCUUUUGGUGCACGGUCACAUUUAGGUCCACGUGCGUUUUGUUUGGCCUCCGCCGGCUCCGAUUUCAACCGAAAUUCCCCUAUAACUCCCAGGAUUCCACAUAAACCAAGAGAUCUGCGACUAGGGAACCAUGGUCUUCUUUACGUGCAACAUCUGCGGCGAGUCGGUGAAGAAGCCGGCGGUGGAGAAGCACUACCAGAUGCGCUGUCGCGGGAAUAACAAAAACGUGUCUUGCAUGGACUGCCUGAAGGACUUCUACGGCGAGGACUACGUGGCCCACACCAAGUGCAUCUCCGAGGCCCAGAAGUACGCCAGCCAAAGUGGCGGAUUCGCCGCCAAGGAGCCGCGCAACAAGAAUGCUCAAAAGCAGGAGAGCUGGAUGGACAUCAUCCGUGCGAUCCUCGACAGCAGCGAGUACAACCUAACCCCGCCUGUGAGAUCAGCCUUCCAGAAGCUGCAGAGCGUCGACAAUGUGCCGCGCAAGAGGGCCAAGUUCGAGAACUUCGUGGCCAACUGCAUCAGGAUUCCCCGCCAGCAGGCCACCCAGGUGUGGGACAUCCUCGAGAAGGAGAUGAACAAAAUGAAGGAGGCAAAGCAGGCGGAGCUGGCCAUGGAGAAGGCGGAAAAGGCGGCGGCACUGCAGCAAAAGCAGAAGGAGAAUGCCGAGGAUGAGGCGCCACCCAAGAAGAAGUCCAAGCUGGAGCCCACCGAGGAUGCGGCUGCCGGGGAGAACGCCAAUGGCAUCUCCAGCGACUUUGACUGGCCUGCCCAGCUGACCAAACUCGUCUCCAAGCAGGCUGAUGGCAUUUUUGUGGAAAAACUGCGCAAGAAGCUGCUCAAGAAGUACGCAAAGCAUCUGUCCGUCGAGGAUUUGACCGAAAAGCAGGCCAAGAAGUUCCAGAAACGCUUCGACAAGCAACUCAGGCUCGCCGACUCCCUGCAAGUAGAUGGCGAUUUGGUCAAGAUCGCUAGCUAGCCAAGCAUCCCGCCUUAGUCAUAGUUAAGUUAUAUCGAAGGACAAUAAACCUAUACUGCAUACAUUGCUUCA